Messenger RNA from Sclerotinia sclerotiorum 1980 UF-70, 1827 nucleotides. RefSeq lists its product as hypothetical. Gene Ontology annotation, biological process: proteolysis. Gene Ontology annotation, molecular function: epoxide hydrolase activity; aminopeptidase activity; metallopeptidase activity. The transcript is spliced from 5 exons. The coding region runs from base 1 to 1827 and encodes 608 amino acids. Gene Ontology annotation, cellular component: cytosol. The record is from RefSeq and is a predicted model, not a curated record. Lineage: Eukaryota; Fungi; Ascomycota; Leotiomycetes; Helotiales; Sclerotiniaceae.
AUGCCUCGUGAUCCAAACACCUUGUCGAAUUACAACAAUUGGAGAACCAAGCAUACGAUCGCCGAUUUAGCUAUUGAUUUCAAGAAACAACGGGUUCAUGGCACAGUUACACUACAGCUUGAAUCCAUUACGGACAAGGAAUCUGAAGAGAUCAUCCUUGAUACUAGCUUCGUUGAUGUGCAAAAGAUUGCUGUUGACGGAAGUAAAACCGAAGAAUGGGUUCUCAAGGAACGCAAUGAACCAUACGGCAGCCCUCUUUCUGUGAAGAUCCCAGGUGGAGCAGCAAAGGGUACCAUUAUUGCACUCGACAUCACCAUUUCCACUACCGACAAAUGCACAGCUCUUCAAUGGCUUACUCCCGCUCAGACCUCGAACAAAAAGUUCCCAUACAUGUUCUCUCAAUGCCAAGCCAUUCAUAACCGCUCUAUCUUCCCGUGUCAGGAUACUCCUGAUGUGAAGAGCACAUAUGAUUUCCGAAUUCGUUCUCCUCUUCCCGUUCUCGCAAGUGGCUUGCCUCGUGGUGCAGCAUCGUUUGUUCAUGGUGAAAAUGGAGAAUCUGGUACUCUUCUCUACUCCUUUUACCAGGAGAUUCCUAUGCCAUCUUAUCUCUUUGCUCUUUCAUCAGGUGAUAUAGCUACUGCAUCUAUCGGAUCACGUUCUCUCGUUUCCACUGGACCAGAGGAGCUCUUAGGAGCCAAGUGGGAACUCGAGAGAGAUACCGAGAAGUUCAUUGAGACUAUUGAGAAAAUCGUCUAUCCUUAUGAAUGGACUCAAUACAAUGUUCUGGUCUUACCUCCAAGUUUCCCGUAUGGUGGUAUGGAGAAUCCAGUGUUUACUUUUGCUACACCCACUAUCAUUAGUGGAGAUAGAGAGAACGUUGAUGUGAUUGCUCAUGAAUUGGCUCAUAGCUGGAGUGGCAACUUAGUAUCUAAUGCUAGUUGGGAACAUUUCUGGUUAAACGAGGGAUGGACGGUGUAUCUAGAGAGACGAAUUAUCGCUGCUGUUCAUGGAGAAGCAUAUAGAGACUUUUCCUCGAUUAUUGGAUGGAAAGCUCUUGAGGAUUCCGUAAAGCUAUUUGGCGAAGAUCAUGAGUUCACCAAAUUAGUUGUUGACCUUAAGGGUAAAGACCCGGAUGAUGCUUUCAGCAGUGUCCCUUAUGAAAAGGGUUUUCACUUCCUCUACUAUCUCGAGAGACUUGUUGGUAAACCAACCUGGGAUAAAUUCAUUCCGCAUUAUUUCACAACAUGGAAGAAAAAGUCUCUUGACUCUUAUGAGUUCAAAGCUACUCUUCUUGAUUUCUUCGCUUCUGAUGAGGCUGCUUCUAAAGCUCUUGAGUCGGUUGACUGGGACUCAUGGUUUUACAAGCCAGGUCUUCCACCAAAGCCAGAAUUUGACACAAGCUUGGUUGACAAAUGCUAUGCUCUAGCCAAGAAAUGGGAGUCAAAGGACUUCGUACCUUCACCAUCGGAUAUCGAAGGUUGGUCCGCGAACCAAGUGGUCGUCUUCCUCCAACAAGUCCAACUCUUCACCACUCCCCUCACCCCAUCCCAAAGUCAAGCAAUGGGUAAAGCCUAUUCUCUCGUCGACACUCAAAACGUCGAACUUAGCUCCCGCUAUUUCGGCGUCGGUCUGGCUGCAAAAGAUGAAUCCGUAUAUCUUCCCACUGCUGAGUUAUUGGGCAAGGUUGGUAGGAUGAAGUUCGUGAGAACACUAUACAGAAAAUUGCUAGUGGUGGAUAGAAAAUUGGCAGAGGAAACUUUUGAGAAGAACAAAGAUUUCUACCAUCCAAUUUGUAGAGAGCAGGUAGAGAAGGAUUUGAAGGAGUAA